AUGCUAUCCUUUUGUCCAUCAUGUAAUAAUAUGUUACUAAUAACCACCGCUGAUAGUGGUGUCUACACAUUAACAUGUCGAUCAUGUCCUUAUGAAUUUCCAAUAGAAGGCAUCGAGAUCUAUGACAGGAAAAAGCUCCCCAGAAAAGAAGUAGAUGAUGUCCUUGGUGGAGGAUGGGAUAAUGUUGAUCAAACCAAAGUGCAAUGUCCGAAUUAUGAGAAAUGUGGCGGUGAAAGUGCAUAUUUCUUUCAACUACAAAUUAGAUCUGCGGAUGAACCUAUGACAACAUUCUAUAAAUGCGUCAAUUGUGCUCAUAGAUGGAAAGAAAACUGA
This is a messenger RNA of Naumovozyma dairenensis CBS 421, 333 nucleotides long. It is a transcript of the gene RPC11, whose product is annotated as DNA-directed RNA polymerase III core subunit RPC11. The coding region runs from base 1 to 333 and encodes 110 amino acids. Gene Ontology annotation, cellular component: RNA polymerase III complex. Gene Ontology annotation, molecular function: nucleic acid binding; DNA-directed RNA polymerase activity; zinc ion binding. The transcript has a single exon. Gene Ontology annotation, biological process: termination of RNA polymerase III transcription; DNA-templated transcription. The record is from RefSeq and is a predicted model, not a curated record. NCBI's taxonomy places the organism in Eukaryota, Fungi, Ascomycota, Saccharomycetes, Saccharomycetales, Saccharomycetaceae.